This is a messenger RNA of Hermetia illucens (black soldier fly), 1050 nucleotides long. RefSeq lists its product as uncharacterized. The coding region runs from base 386 to 895 and encodes 169 amino acids. NCBI's taxonomy places the organism in Eukaryota, Metazoa, Arthropoda, Insecta, Diptera, Stratiomyidae. The transcript is spliced from 5 exons. The record is from RefSeq and is a predicted model, not a curated record.
GGUGGCUUAAGGCAAACUCGUCGGCUCCUUAUCUCAAGCGUUGUUCACUCAAUCUUCCUUCGUGUAGCUGUCAGGCAUUUCGCAGUAGAGAAAAAAAUAGAGUUGUAUAGCCUCUAAGUGGAUUGCAAACGUCUUGACCUUUCCGAACCACAUCCAGAAAAGCAGCAUGUAUGACAGCUCGUAUGGUUUUCAUCGAUAUCUGAGCGAACAGGAGUCAAAUACCUUGGAAAAGCACACAGAAAAGUAGUAGAGACUGUCAUCGGGACGCUGUGCAUGAUAUGACGAUCGGCAACGGCCUGAGGAAAGGGAAGUUUUGAAGGAAAAUAACGUACAGCAACACAAGCCGCAGUUAAUAACCGAUGUUGCCCCGCGAUGUAAUACCAUAAUGGCAGCCUCGCGAGAUUAUGUCAUACUGGUUCAAGCAGUAUUUGCAGCUUCCUUUUUACUUGCCUUUGCGCUGCUAAUAUCUGGAAUAAACAAAAGGAAGAAAUGGUUACUGCUUCCAUACAUUGUCCUCGGUACCAUCGCCAUGGCUAUAAAUGUACUGGGAGUUAUUUAUUUUGUAUUUUCAAAUAAUGAAGAUCCUAGAGGAGCGCUUGUGGUCGUUGGUGUUUCCGUUAUAACUAUUCCCCUUGGUAUCCACAAUGUGCUAAGUAUAAUUUCGCUUUUCAUGAAUUAUAAAAGCAAGCCAACGGAUGUUUCGAAGGAUGAUAGCAGCCAACACCUCCAGGAUUCGUCUAAUAACCACGAUGCGAAUCAUGAAGCGGGUGAUCCAUCGAAUGUGGAGACUAUGGAACCGAAUGAUAAUCAGAACUUGUCAAGUAUAUUUGAAACCAACGAACUAGCAGACACUGGGGAUUCCCAAAACUCCCUGUUUUGCGAAACCACGUUAUGAACGGGGUUUUUGGAAUGCAACUUAAUUUUAAAAUGAAACGUUUAUGAAAAAUUUGACGUUUCAAAAAACACGAAAAACCAAACAAACUUUUUUAUAAAACUGUUAAUUUUGGCAAACAUUGUAUAAAUAUAUACCUGCACUAUUUUUUAAAAUAA